Messenger RNA from Pelodiscus sinensis (Chinese soft-shelled turtle), 1541 nucleotides. The record is from RefSeq and is a predicted model, not a curated record. NCBI's taxonomy places the organism in Eukaryota, Metazoa, Chordata, Testudines, Trionychidae.
UCCUCCCGCGAGACGGGGGCGGGGAAGCACGUGCCCAGGGCCCUGUUCGUGGACCUGGAGCCCACCGUCAUCGACGAGAUCCGGACUGGGGCCUACCGCUCGCUCUUCCACCCGGAGCAGCUGAUCAGCGGCAAGGAGGACGCGGCCAACAACUACGCCCGGGGCCACUACACCAUCGGGAAGGAGAUCAUCGACGCCGUGGUGGACCGGACUCGCAAAAUGGCUGACCAGUGCAGCGGCCUUCAGGGGUUCCUGGUCUUCCACAGCUUCGGUGGCGGCACGGGCUCGGGAUUCACGUCGCUCUUGAUGGAGCGUCUCUCGGUGGAGUUCGGGAAGAAAUCCAAGCUGGAGUUCUCAGUGUACCCUGCCCCGCGGGUCUCCACGGCGGUGGUGGAGCCCUACAACUCCAUCCUGACCACCCACACCACGCUGGAGCACUCAGACUGCUCCUUCAUGGUGGACAACGAGGCCAUUUAUGACAUCUGCAACCGGAACCUCAACGUCGAACGCCCCUCCUACCUCAACCUGAACCGGCUGAUCGCCCAGAUCGUCUCGUCCAUCACGGCCUCCCUGAGGUUCGACGGCGCCUUGAACGUGGACCUCACGGAGUUCCAGACCAACCUGGUGCCCUAUCCCCGCAUCCACUUCCCCCUCACCACCUACGCGCCCAUCGUCUCGGCGGAGAGGGCCUACCACGAACAGCUCUCGGUGCCGGAGAUCACCAACGCCUGCUUUGAGUUCUCCAACCAGAUGGUGAAGUGCGACCCGCGCCGGGGCAAGUACAUGGCCUGCUGCCUGCUCUACCGGGGGGACGUGGUGCCCAAGGACGUCAACGCUGCCAUUGCCACCAUCAAAACCCGGCGCUCCAUCCAGUUCGUGGACUGGUGCCCCACCGGCUUCAAGGUGGGCAUCAACUACCAGCCGCCCACGGUGGUGCCGGGCGGGGACCUGGCCAAGGUGCAGCGGGCCGUCUGCAUGCUGAGCAACACCACGGCCAUCGCGGAGGCCUGGGCCCGGCUGGACCACAAGUUCGACCUGAUGUACGCCAAGCGGGCCUUCGUGCACUGGUACGUGGGGGAGGGCAUGGAGGAGGGGGAGUUCUCCGAGGCCCGGGAGGACAUGGCUGCGCUGGAGAAGGAUUACGAGGAGGUGGGCAGGGACUCGGCCGACGGGGAGGAGGUGGAAGAGGACGAGUACUGACUGAUGCAUGUGGAGGCGGAUGCGGCCGACUCUCCCUGCCCAGGAGGGCGGAGUUCCAGCAAGUAGGGAUGUAAAAUCCCACCGCUUCAGGGAGCGGGUUACACGGUAGUUUUGACCUAACUUGUAACCGAUUCACUGCUUAAGCGGCAUCUGGGUGGGGAUCACUCCAACCCAGCUGGAACAUCCUUCAGGGCUCUCCCCCACCCCCACCCCACGUAGGGCUGGCUCCCAGCCCUGCAUUGGGUCUGGGUUGCUUCCAGUUCUCAGCCCCUGUCCAGGGCGAACAGGGAGCCGCUCCUCUGCUCCUGCCCCCUCUGGUUACCGGUUCCCCCGGACCGAUG